This is a messenger RNA of Rubroshorea leprosula, 482 nucleotides long. The record is from the annotation of a GenBank genome assembly. NCBI's taxonomy places the organism in Eukaryota, Viridiplantae, Streptophyta, Magnoliopsida, Malvales, Dipterocarpaceae.
AAAGAAACAAAACCAAAAACAAAAGAAGUCGACCUUGGUGGAGAGACAAGCACUUGAGGCAAUGGCAAUGGUUGUGACGGUGACGUGAGUGAUGGUGGAGGUGAUGGCGCCAUGGAUAGCGAGGAUAACACCGGAAGAAGCAGCGGUGAUGGCGUUUAAAGAAACAGAAAUUGUGAAUCUGCUUCUGCUUCAUUAUCUAAGCUGGGAGACACCCAGAUCUGGGUUUGAGAACUGGGUUUUUCUCAAACUCAGAUCUGGGUUUUUUUCAAACAUGCAUAAAGAAAAGCGCACGAACAUUCAUAGAAGCUGUGCAGUUGGGGCAUGUCUUGGAGUUGUGGCCGUUGUAGCUGCAAUGCGAGUAGCGCCGGCUCAUUUUUGGGUUCGGGCUCGACAGAUCGAGGAAGGGGCAGAGGGAUGAGAGAGAGAAGGGAGGAAGAAGAAGAAGAAUAAUAAUAAUAUAAUAAUAAAUUAUGUGGGUCUUU